Eruca vesicaria subsp. sativa (arugula) is the source of this 1779-nucleotide messenger RNA. The record is from the annotation of a GenBank genome assembly. NCBI's taxonomy places the organism in Eukaryota, Viridiplantae, Streptophyta, Magnoliopsida, Brassicales, Brassicaceae.
AUGGGGAAGACUCCAAGUCCUGGUAAAUGGAUCAAGUCUCUACUUGGGAAGAAGUCAUCAAAAUCGAGUUUGGAGAAAGUAAGUGAGAAGCUGAGAUCUGCAAAGAAAGAAGAGCUUGUGAUUAAGGUGAAGGAUAAUAAUGUCUCAAACUUACCUACCAACGUCCCUCCGGUAGUUUCAUCACAAGAAGUUGCAGCUACACAAACUGUACUAGCCCCAGAUGUUGUAGUCCCUGAGCAGCAGCCAAGUAGAGACAUCGAAGGUGAUGAGCCAGUUGUGAAUCUUGAGUCAGGGAAUGGCACUGAAGAACUCAAACUUGAAGAAGCAGCUACAAAGGUCCAAGCUGCUGUCAGAUCUCAUCAGGCCCGUGAAGAAUUUCAAAAGCUUAAAGGUGUCAUAAAGCUGCAAGCAGUUAUCCGUGGUCACUUGGUUAGAAGACAAGCUGUUGCUACAUACUCUUGCAUUUGGGGAAUUGUGAAGUUGCAAGCUCUUGUUCGCGGGAAGAAAGCUAGAGCCGUAGAAACCAAGGUUCAACUUCAGAAAACAAAUACGGAAACUGGGACUUCUGAGACUUUACAAGUAACCACCACAUACAGUUGGCUUGAGAAUCCCACAAAGCUUUCCAUGAUUGAUAAGCUUCUAGUUUCCUCACCAAAGUUCUUGCCUCUGAAGAUUCAGUAUGGUCCUGAGGAUCCUAACGCAGCCAAGGUGUGGCUUGAGCGCUGGACACAGUUGCAGGUUUGGUCUCCUGGUCCACUGGUCGUUAAGAGUCUGGUUCCGAAAUCUCAGAAGAAGCGAAGCUUUCAAGCGGUUGGAGCGGACAAGGGAAAACUUAAAAGAGGAAUCAAGAAACCGUCCGGCGGUUUGAGUACUGGAACUAGCUCUAGUAGCCGUUCUGCAGCUGAUAACGAAAAGCCUAAGAGAACUGUGAGGAAGGCUUCCACGCUUGGUAAAGAGCUGAAUGACAAGUCGAAGCAGAGUUCGAGAAAAAGUACUAGCGCCAUAAAAGAAGAGUCUUCAUUGGAGGUUAAAGAUGAGAAGCCGAGAAUUAGUCUCAAAAAGGCUCCACUUUCUAAUGGGGUAGAGAAACCUACACGCAAAUCCGCUGAAAAGAAGAAAGAGAUUGUAGAUUCAGUGCAGAAAGAAUUGCCUGCUGACAAGGUUUCAGCUUCUGUAGUUGAUUCUCCUGAGGAAGAAGAAAAGGUGAAAGAUAGCCCUGAAACAGUUUCUAAAGAGACUGAUCUCGAGAAAGAUGAGAAAGCACUGGUUCUGGAUAACCCAGAGAAAGGUGAACUCAAAACCGCAGAGGGAAAUGACAAAGCUGAAGAAGAUAUCCAAGAGCCAGACGUUCUGAUUAUUAACUCUGAGAAUGGAAAUGCUGUGUCUGAAGACACAAAACCAAACGACAGACGAGCUUCGCUGCCUACAAAGAUUGAAAACCAUCAUCAAGACGAUGGGCUUAUUCAUAGCGGGAGAAAGAUCCCAAGCUACAUGGCUCCAACUGCGUCUGCAAAGGCAAGAGUAAGAGGAGGACAAGGGUCUCCGAGGAUUGGUGGUCAAGAGAAGCCAGAGAAAAACGGGACAACUAGGCGCCACUCUCUUCCUCAUAUAGUAGCCAAUGAUAAGCUGAGUGCAAUGUCUCCAAGAGCUCACAGACUUCUCAUUGCUUCAGCUAAAGGAUCGAUGAACAGUGACAGAUCUUUCUCGUCUUCCAAGGACAUUGGUGAUAAAUCGACAAAAGUUGAAUGGAAAAGAUGCUUUGUUUUCACAAACAAAUAG